AUACAGGGAUGGCUGGGUUCCUCAUGCUAUUGAGGUUUAGAUCAUGUUCACCCCUACAUUUGUCCUGUGGGACUUAGUAUACCUCUUAUAUACCUAUGGAUUGAUCUUCAUAAUUUUCCUAAUUAUUUGGCAAGUGAGCUGGAGUUACCAUGGAUUGAGAUUUGAAUAUAAAAGGAGCUGCUGCCAGCGUCACCGAAAAAUCACACAAAGGGCUAGAAAUGCAGCAUCAAGAGCCAGGAGAUGUUCCCAAGAAGAAUCUGAGAAGCCAUGGGAGCUGAUCUCUGUCAUGAAAAGCCAGCAAUGGCUUCCCCAGGAGGAAAAUGUGAGGCAGCUCCUGUGUGCAGAUUCCUCCUGCCAAACCUGCAAUGCAGUGGCUCUAGAAAUUAAGCAAUUGUUAGAAGAGAAGAACCAAAUCUCCCCUGCUUUAUCAGAGCCAUCACAGGGCUCUUGCCUGGAGAUGUUCUCCAUGUCAACUGUGUCUUUUGAGCAGAAUCUGGAGCUUCAUUCUCAGCACCCUAGAGAUCUUUCACUGGCAUCUUCAUCCCCAUUAACACAACUGACAGGACACUUAACUCAAUCAACCAGUGCAAUUAGUGUCCAAGAAUACAGGACUGAUCAUGUCCAACAAGAGCAAGGAUUUCAACUGGCAGAUCUGCCCAUGGCCCCAGAGACUACAGUGGCUUCAUCAAGGUUUGAGGAGCCUAUGGUUGUAGUGAAUGAAGAGGCAAUGAUUCAGAGCAGCCUUAACUUUGUCCAAGGGAACCAAAACCAGCAGUCUGUGAACUCCCAGCAGAUCACUUUUAUGUACUUGAACCCAGAGAAAACUAAUUUGGCACAUCCAGUGGCCUUGCACAUGGUCCCAUAUGUCCACCUCCCAUUCCUAAGUCCUGAUGUCCUGAGACUUCUUGAGGUACAUGUAAAAAAACGAAUGCAUUUCCAGAGGUGGGGGCUCCCUAGACGUGUGGAGGACUCUCUGAGACAACUUAUGCCAAACCCACCACUGUAUUACCAGACUGAAAAUAAUGAACCAGUUUCUUUCAUCCUGAAUAAUCCUUCUCAGGUCUGUGUUCAUGGACUUGGGACCAAUACCAACCAAACCUGGUGUUCAUAUAUGGACGGGCAACCCACCCAAUCCUUCUGGGUCUCUGAAUGGUCUGCUAUAGACCCAGAAGAGAGACAUCACUGCCAGCAAAUAGCAAAUGCUAUGGGUGUAUCCUUACCUUAUUUUGCCCCAAAAGUCCUGGGUGGCCUCUAUGUACUUCCUGGGGGACAGGCUAAUGACUCAUGGAACAAUCUGUAUCAGAAAUGUAGGCAACUAUUCUGCGGCCACCCCUCUCUGCACAGUGAAUCCUUGUCAGCCACUUUCUUGAGCUCUGAAGGCCUCUCCAAGAACAAGAAUAUAUCCAAGCCACCACCGAAGGAUUCUCUUCCAUUCAAGGGACUCUCUACCCAUCCCUUGCUGCCCAAAACACCACCUGAGAUAAUCGUGCCUUCUUCUCCAUCUUCUCCAAAUUGUGUGUCUCCAGCUGAACAUCAACAAGCUCAUAUAGGUGUCCCAUUUCUGACUCCAGCUGAAUGUAAAGCCUUAGAAUGGCACCUGCUGCAGAGGCAGCCCCAGUUUCAGUGGGGCCUGCCAGCUGUCAUCCAGAGACCUCACUGUGCCUACAACCCCAUGCAGUUUGAGCCACGUGACAAAGCCCAGGCUCCUGAGACUGAGAAAAUGUCCUGGCCAAGGAAGCCCAUCUCCGAGACACUACACUUCUUCCCAGAGCAUGCUCGCAGGCUGCUGGAAUUUCACUUCCAGAAGCAGUUGAUCCGCCUUCGCUGGGGCCUGCCCGAGAAGAUCCAGCAGUCCUUCCAGUUGCUCCUUUCCUCUGCUGAUCAGCAGGCUCUGUCCUGCAGCAGCACAACCCUACUCAAUGUGAGUAUCCCCCAAUGUCUGACCCUAAAGGACAAGGGGGAUGGCGACCCAGUCUCACCCAUACUGGCCCAAAUGUCAAUCCCUGUGCCACACUUGUUCACCCAGGCCAAGGCAAUACUGCAAAGCCAUAUUGACUCCAAAUGUGGUCAGAUCCACCAGGGCAAGGUCCCCUGCUGUGUGUAUAGCUCCUGGGAAGGCACAGUUCCUGGGGGCCUGGCAGUGGCUCCCUUCCCCUGCGUUCCACAAGGCCAGCCCCUGGAGCUGCAGGCAGCAAGCGACCCUGACCUACACAAUAAAGUUAUGCCAAUGGCCCACGAUCCUCAAAAACAGGCCUCAGCACGCACUGUCACCGAACACCCUAAGCUGCACCAAGCCCUAUCUCAAGGAACCAUUGAGAAACUGGAGAUGACUUUACGGCACAAGUAUCUCACCUUCCUGUCAGGACUGCCUGCUCUUUACUCUGUAGCUCUUUCUACAGCUAUGGCUCCAGCAGUCACUAGCCAAUCUGUAGCCACAGGGAUGGUGCCAGGGCCUAUCGAAACCCCAAAGGAGCCACUGGCUCAGAUUAUCUCACUGAAAGACCCAAGUAGGAGGCUUGGGCCAUGCUUUCAAAACGGCGAUGAGACUUGGGCAGACAACGCAGAUUUUCAACCUGAGGUGCAGGUGGAAGGAAUAACAGAGUCAGUGCCUCUGGACAGCCAGACACACCCUGCUGACCCCUACUCAUUCAAGACACAUAUCUUGUCCAAGCUAAACUUCCACCUGAGAAAAAAGGUCCUAGAGAUAAAACUGGGAGUUCCCAUAAAGGAAAGGCAGUCCAGGAAACUAACUGCAGCGGGCCCACAGGACAAGUCCUCACAGCCGUCUCUUAGUAGUCUAAGCAAGCAAGGAAGCACAGUGCUCCAGGAACUGCCCAAUCCACCAGACGCUUCUCCUGCCCCAGAUUCAGAGUGGGUUCACCUUAAAGAACACCUGGCCUCUCAGCUGAAGCUGGGGCAGUGCAACCAAAAGCCAGCUAGUUCCAAAGCAGUACCCCCUGCUUCCACCCAUCGGCCCUCCAAGAUCUCGCAACCCAGCGGGGACAUGACUGAGGCCCAGGUGCUUUGUGUUCAGGUGGAGGCCAGUGUAAACAACCCCAGCCUGGAGCAACCCUGGAGCCUUGAGCCUCAAAGCCCAAGCAAGGGCAAGGGCUCAGCCUAAAUCCGCACACUGGCAGAAAAGAGAGGACCUAGCAAAACCCAAAGCAGCAGGGGACCUCGGAGAAGGGGACG
Molecule: messenger RNA, 3192 nt
Organism: Fukomys damarensis (Damara mole-rat)
Lineage: Eukaryota; Metazoa; Chordata; Mammalia; Rodentia; Bathyergidae
Product: putative protein FAM205B
Exons: 4
Coding region: 44-3121 (1025 amino acids)
Source: RefSeq, a predicted model, not a curated record